Hordeum vulgare subsp. vulgare (domesticated barley) is the source of this 2930-nucleotide messenger RNA. RefSeq names its product scarecrow-like protein 9. NCBI's taxonomy places the organism in Eukaryota, Viridiplantae, Streptophyta, Magnoliopsida, Poales, Poaceae. Gene Ontology annotation, biological process: regulation of DNA-templated transcription. Gene Ontology annotation, molecular function: DNA-binding transcription factor activity; sequence-specific DNA binding. The transcript is spliced from 3 exons. The coding region runs from base 1226 to 2890 and encodes 554 amino acids. Gene Ontology annotation, cellular component: nucleus. The record is from RefSeq and is a predicted model, not a curated record.
AUAAAUCUACGCAUCCACUCCUGCAGCAGUUCGCCAUUUUUUUGCCCUGGCCGCUAGGCUGGACAGGGUCUCGGCCAGCUCUGGGAGUGGAACCACGCCUGUGCCGCCGUAGCAGAGCCUGCGCUUUUUAACCUUGGACGGCGUCUUUUCCACCGUCGACAGUGCUUCCUGUUGCUUGCCAGGAUCGUUUAGUUUAAAGUUUGAGCCAGAAAUGGAUGAGAAGAUGGUAGUAUACAUUGAUCAGAUGGGAUGCAGACUGGAUGAAAGCAUCUCCUUGGCUAACUGGUGCCCUUGAGAUUUGAUUAUGCCUGUCGAUGGUGUUGAACUGUUGAUGGUUUUUAUCCUACUGGGAUUGAUCUGGUACUCUUCUAUACCUGGUAGUUAGCUAUAUUUGCCAUUAUGUCUGAAUGUGGAUGGUUCAUCCCUAACAUGGUUAAAACAAUUCUAGACAGUAAGUUUAUUACAAACUAUAGCAUCUUCAAGAUUUUAACUAGGUAUAUUUUGGCCUCUCCCAGCAUAUUAUUUACUCUUUUGACAUAUCAGCAUAAUUUCUAAGCUUCCACUUAAACAAUUAUGUUUAUGCACUACUUUUAUCCUUCAAGAUUCAAGUUCAACAAAGUAGUAGAUGUAACUAUGUAUGCGUGUAACUGAGAUACAAUUUGAAUUGUAGCUAAGGACUCGGGACUAGUGAGUCAUAUGUGUCAAUGUAUGCUGCGCUUUCAUUUUGCCAAACAUCAGAAGCAGAGUAAAACACGUCAUGCUUAGUGCAGUGUUUUGGCAUCUGAUCUCACCUAUGCCCUCUAAAAAAGUCUGUUCGCAAACUUAAAAAGUUUCACAAAAAUUGAACACAUGUACAUAUUUGGGUAUUAAGUUCAAUUAUAAAAUAAAUUCCGUGCAAAAAAGCUAUUAUGUUAGCCUUCAUCAUUUUAUAAUUUUUGCACUGCACAAAAAUUUGCAAAUGCAAAUAGUACUCGAACAUGUACAUGUGUGUUUUCCUUCUUUAUUUUUAAAAAUAUCAAUUUGUUUUCGAUGUAAUUCUCGUGUACAAGGAUGUCACAUCACACCUAGAUGAUCAGGAAAACAAUUUCACUUUUGUUCUUUCUGGUUGGAGACAAUUCGGUGAUUCCAAGGGGAGAAGCUUAAUUACCAGAGCAACAUUACACACCAUGAUUCCCUUCCAUUCAUUCCAGAUCACCUGGCACUCCCAUACAUCGCACAAAUCCUCAUGGAGGAGGAGGAGGAUGACGACGUUGACCAAGAUAACCCGGCGCUCCUCAAAGCCCAGCGUCCCUUUGCCCAAAUCCUCUCCUCCAGCACGCAUGCAUCCAAAGGGAGCGCCUUGGCCAGCGACGUGCACUCUCCCAGCCCGGCCACCUUCAAGUUCAAGGGCGUUGAUGAGGUCCGCAGCUUGCUGUUGCUCGCCAAUGGAGAGGACAACACUCACAUCUUCAGCACUGCUUUCCUCAAGGGCAUGGAAGAGGCCAAGAAGUUCUUGCCCACGAACUGUGAGCUGACGACCACCGGUGCGCAGGACCAGCCGAAAGAGAAAAGUGGCAGCGGCCGCGAGGACCGGAGCGACGAGGUGGAGGCUGAUGCCAGUAGGACGAACGGAUCCGUCGGAGCUCGUGCCUGCGAGGUGUUCGACUUCGAUCAAAUGUGCAGUUCCAUGGACAACGAGACCGGGAGCAGUAGCAAGAAGGGGAGGAAGAGCAAGGCGCGGGUGAUUGACCUGCACACGCUGCUGAUCCACUGUGCCAGGGCGACGACGGAUGAUCGCCGGAGGGCAGGUGAGCUGCUCAUGGAGAUCCAGCUGCACGCCUCACCCGCCGGCGACGGCACACAGCGGCUUGCCUACUGGUUCGCUGAGGGGCUGGAGGCACGGCUCGCCGGCACAGGCAGCCAGGUGUAUGGGACGAUUACGGCGAAGGCCACCUCUGCCGUGGUGCACUCAGAGGCUUACCAGGCAUUCAUCUCGACGUGCUGCUUCAGGAAUGUGUCCAUCUUGUUCGCCAAUAGGGCCAUCCUCAACGCGGCGGCCGGGAGGAGCAGGUUGCACAUCGUUGAUUAUGGCUUUUGCUAUGGAUUCCAGUGGUCAGAACUUCUGCGCUCGCUGGCAGCGAGGGAUGGCGGCUCGCCGGAAGUCAGGAUCACCCACAUUGACCUCCCGCAGCCCGGACUCCACCCCGGAAGACAUAUGGAGGAGGUCGGUGGUCGGCUGACCGACAUUGCCCGAGAGCUCGGUGUGCCAUUCAAGUACCGUGCCAUCUUGGCGCAGUGGCAGACCGUUUGCGCCGAGGACCUGGACCUGGAAGAAGAUGAGGUGCUUGCCGUGAACGACCUGUACAAUUUCAGGACCUUAAUGGACGAGUGCGUCGUCGUAGGCAGCCCGAACCCCCGCGACGUCGUCCUCAGCAACGUCUGCAGGAUGAAGCCGGACGUGUUCGUCCAGAGCACCGUGAACGGCUCCUACGGCACCUUCUUCCUGUCACGGUUCCGAGGGGCGCUCUUCUUCUACUCUGCGAUGUUCGACAUGCUUGAUGCGACCAUGCCGCGGGAGAGCGAGCUGCGGCUGGCGCUGGAGCGCGGCGUCUUUGGGUGGGUCGCCCUGAACGCCGUCGCGUACGAGGGAGAGGACCGGGUGGAGCGCGGCGAGACAUUCAGGCAUUGGCAAGUCAGGAACCAACGGGCAGGCCUGAGGCAGCUGCCGCUGGACAAAGAGACUGUUAAGAUGGCCAGGGACAUGGUGAAGAAUGAAUACCACAAGGACUUUGUCAUCGACGAGGACCAACAAUGGGUCGAUCACCGGUGGCUUCUGCAAGGAUGGAAAGGCCGGGCGCUCUAUGCCCACUCCACACGGGCAGCUGGUGGUGCUGCUGGUUCUCAAGUGUGAUGGACUACUGAAGUACUGAUAGAUGCUACUUUUUUCAGUG